AUGUCUUCCGUAGCAUCGGCUUCGCCCGUCCCCUUCUUUCGAGAGAAGCUGAUCCGCCCACGAGACUCGUCAGUCUUCCAGUCCGUCCGAGAAGGACCCCGGCUUGCUGCGAAACGGUCAGGCGUCACUUGGAGAUUAGGAUGCCUUGAGAACUCCCCUACUCUUGGUAAGCAGAAGCUGGUCCAUGUUUGGCUCGGGAGUGCUAACAACCUGGAUAGAUUGCUGCUACCAAUCCCCGAUCAAAUCCUCCGAUAUCUACUUGAUAAAAACACGGAUCCGGACAUGUCGUAUACUGCCGCGAUGAAUAUUCAGAAAGAGAAAGCCCUCCGAUUACUUUUUGCCUCGUGGAUGACAAUGAAGAAGGAGAUGAAGCAGUUUCAGUGGCUAAAGGUUGCAGGAAGCUCUCGCUGGAAGCCGGGGCAGACCCAAUAG
This is a messenger RNA of Clonostachys solani, 432 nucleotides long. The record is from the annotation of a GenBank genome assembly. Lineage: Eukaryota; Fungi; Ascomycota; Sordariomycetes; Hypocreales; Bionectriaceae.